GACGUUCACACAGCCAUGUAUAUAUUAUUACCUGACGAGAAAAACAUCGCACAAAAUGUAUACAUAGUUGGAAUUUGCCUAUGGAAACACUAGCCGACGAAUAUUGGCUCAAAAUAUUAAGAAAAAUGAUUAAGUUCAUAAUUUAAUUCUAACAUGGUAUAAAAAUUCCUCGGUUUAACAUUAUACAUGAAAAUAUGUUUGCAUAAACCUGUGAAUUUGUCGAAAAGUGCUCAAUUCAAUGUGAUUAGUUCAGAAAGAUCAGAAACAAUUGGCUUAUCAAAUGGAGUACCACAUUGAUGACUUGCCCGAUGAACUUUUGGAGUACAUUCUCAAUUUGAUUCCGCCAUACAGAUGCUUGAAGGAAUGCAUGGUUGUCUGUAAACGGUGGUCCUUGGCAGUAAAACGUGUUAUGGAACAUAAACAGUCCUAUUUUCAUAGAUCAGUGGCAUUCGGCUCCCUGGAAUGGAACACCAUCAUCUCAGAGCCAGGACCUCCAACAGUAAUUAGUGAACGUUUCUCUCAUUCAGCCUGCACUUAUGAAAACUCAAUGUACGUGUUUGGCGGAUGUACGAAGACAUGUACUACGUUUAACGAUCUUUGGAUGUUGGAUUUAGAUACUAGAAAAUGGGAUCGUCCCUUAGCCAGGGGCAAUUACCCUUCACCAAAAGCGUGUGCCUCAAUGGUGUAUUAUAAUCAUACUUUCAUUCUCUUUGGGGGAUGGUCACAUCCUUCAGCCUAUCCGCCGUAUCAAAGACGUAGAUUAUUUGAUGAACUCCAUGUUUAUUGUCUGAAAACCAAUAGAUGGUCAGUAAUUGACACAUUGGAUGGGCCUCCUCCAACGUCUGCUCACUCCGCUUCAAUCCAUGGAAAUCUGAUGGUCAUAUUUGGAGGUAUCAGCAAUGACUAUAAUAGCUCGAAUGACAUUUGGUGUCUCAAUGUGGAUCAUUACUAUUGGUAUAAGCCAGUUGUAUCCGAUCUAAAACCCCCAUCAAGAUAUGGGCACUCUCAAAUUCAUUUAACGGAUAAACAUAUUUUGAUUUUUGGAGGUUGCACAGGUCCCAGUGCAGUAAUGAACGACGUUUGGUUGUUAACAAUGGAGGACCCUAUCUGGACUUGGACUCGAGUGAACAUGCUAGGAGCAAACUGGGCACCCACCAAAAUCUGGUGCCAUCAAGUUUGUAAAGUUGGAAAUUAUGUAGUGGUUUUGAGUGAUAAUAAAGAGUCAACCAAGCAAGGUGAAGUAGUGCCCAAGGAAGUAAAUAGAUCUCAGCUGUUACCGCCUCCCAGAAGACGUCAGGCUGUUGAAGAGAAGAUAGACAAAGAUGAGAAUGUCAAUGGAAGGCAUGGUAAACUGAUGGGACGAAGAAUACAUGUGAGAAGUGCUUCACCUAAUGGUUCAAUUUAUUCUGGCGCUCAACCCCUUGAGUUGAAGUCAUUCGCUCCUAUUGCUGUGCCUGAUAUUGAAGAAAAACGUCGUCAAGCCAAUCGGGUUAGGCAAUUAGAGUCGCUGAGACGAAUGCAAGAGAGAAUUCAAAAUCAGAGGACUCAGCAGAGGCUUGUUAGAAAAAAAUCUGACAAGUUGGGAAUUUUUGUGCUUGACAUUACAAGAAUUUUGGAUCAGUCUUCUGCGACAUGGAUUUUUCAUAGUCAAAAUAAGUGUAGUGGUCCUGAGGGACGGAUUUUAUAUUCGUUAGUCCUUGGAAAGAGCGAAUUGAUUGUUUUUGGAGGAAUUCGAAAGGUUAUUACCACGAUACAGGGAGAGACUGAUGAGGAUAUUUCUGAAGUAUACAACGAUGUUCAUUUUAUUAAGCCACCGCGAUAUAUUUUCUAAGCACUAUAUCCAUUAUGAAAACUUUAUGUAAAUUCGAUAUCAGGAAAUUCUCCAUGAUGGAUGAAUAAAUUCUCGAUUAUACAUAUAUUUUUACUUCAAUAAUGAAUUUAUUAAAAACACUGGCUUUAUAUACAUUUCAGAGCAAAUUCAUAGUAAAUAUUUGUCUUGUAAGCAACCAUAUCACAACUUUGUUUUUAUAGAGUAGGAAUUAAAUUCUGAAAAAAAUCUCAAAAAUUUAACGGGAUUUCCGAAAAAAUAGAUGUCAUUGAUUUGGGUCGAAUAUACAGUGUACAUACUAUACACGACAUUGUCCAAGUAAAAUUACUUAAUCUUUUACUAUUUUAAUCCAAGGUCACUAGAUGAUACAAGGCUAAUUUUGAUUUAGGGUAGGCUUGUCAAUUGAGUUGACAAGAUAUAUCAGCUAUUUUGAACUGACUAACGCCUUCCGCGGGCUAGAAUUUAAUUUUUAUCAAUUGGAAAUGUUAACUCGAAAAUAAUUUUCAUUCAAUAUGUUAUUCGGCCCGCCUUGAGCUCGUAUGUUUAUUGCCCUGGGGAGUAAGUCACCGCUCAUCGCUUUUCUUUUUACUUAUUUAUUACUUACUUAUUACCUUCUUGGGGCAAUAAAAAUACUCGAUUAAUCAGGCAUCGUUACAUACACUAACAUAUGCCACA
Fopius arisanus is the source of this 2503-nucleotide messenger RNA. RefSeq names its product F-box protein 42 (gene Fbxo42). Gene Ontology annotation, molecular function: protein binding; ubiquitin-like ligase-substrate adaptor activity. The coding region runs from base 281 to 1831 and encodes 516 amino acids. The transcript is spliced from 2 exons. Lineage: Eukaryota; Metazoa; Arthropoda; Insecta; Hymenoptera; Braconidae. Gene Ontology annotation, cellular component: SCF ubiquitin ligase complex. The record is from RefSeq and is a predicted model, not a curated record.